AUGGCCCAGUCCCCUCCUCUGCACAGCCUCCUGGGCCACGACCACUGGAUCUUGCCCCAGGGCUGGGGCUGGGCCAGCCACCCGGACUCCACGUCCCCGGCCUCCUCCUCAUCGGACUCGUCGGGCUCUUGCCCCUGCGACGGCGCCCGCGGCCCCUCGCUGCCCGCGCUCCCGGCCCGCAGCGCCCGCGCCUCAGAGGCCGUCCAGACGGCGCCGGGACGAGGCCGCAGCGGCCCAGCCGGCGGACAGCGGCAGAGCGCCAGAGCGCGAGAAGCUGCGCAUGCGCACGCUCGCCCGCGCCCUGCACGAGCUGCGCCGCUUUCUGCCGCCGNCCAGGCGCAGGUGCAGGUGCAGGCGCGCGCCCCCCGCCUGGAUUCCGCCGGAGGCGCUGCCGCGUCGUGGGGGUCUCCGCCGGCCUGUCCCGCAGCCCUAGCGGCGCCCGAGCGCCUGGGGAGCAGGGUCCCCGACAUGAAUCCCUGGGUUACACCCCCUUACUGCCCUGGGAUGCCGUCGCCCCCGCAGCUCUCCCAAGGGAGAGCCCCCGAGACGGCCCUUUGGACACCGCCGCCGCAAGCCUGUUCCGGAAUGCGGACGUCCCCAGAACCUAGGAACCAGGCCAUGCCCUGGACGCCGCCCCCCGCGACCCCGGAGCUGGCUGUAGUAUACCAGGGUAUCUCUGUGUCUCCAGAGUCCUGUCUGUUGCCAGAAACCCCACCCCUCCUGUCCCGCCCAGCAUGCCAGAGACUCCAGCCUCAGACCCAGUGGGGAUGCUGGAACCAUAGUCCAGAGGUGCUCCCCAGCUCAGAGGACCAGGGACCAGGCCCUGCCUUCCAGCUCAGUGACGAAAGCCCCUCCCAGAGUUCAGGCCUGCAGCUCAGUGGCUGCCCUGAACUUUGGCAAGAAGAUUUGGAGGCGGCCCACCUGGGCAUCUUCUACUAAUAGCCUUGCCUGUCCCCUUGUGAGCCAGGAAUCAGGCCUCCGGUGCAGAGUGUCCUCCUCAUUUGCUGCUUGCUGUGGUCUUCAAGCUAUUUUUAAGCCAAGGAUCUCUUUUCCAAGUGAUGUAUUUCACGGAGAGGCAGUGUUGGAAACAGAGAGUGGGUGGCCUCCCUGGCUGGAGUCAGGGCUGGGGGAGUGGCCUCCACUCCGAGACACCCCCCAGAAUGACCAGUGCUCUGCAGAGCACUGGCUGAGCUGUGGCAAGUUGAUGGCUGCUUGACCACAGCGUCGGCCAGGCUGGGACUGCUGGGAGAGUGGGUUCUGGUGGGGGGAAGGGGGGAGAGAAGCCUGUACGCUUCGAUUUUUGUACUUCUUAAAAAAAACAACAAAAACGUUGGUUUGGUCUGUUUUUCUUCUAUCAACCUGGGUUUUUAUUGCCUUUGGAGAACGAUGAAUGUAUCCUCCUGC
Messenger RNA from Ailuropoda melanoleuca (giant panda), 1404 nucleotides. RefSeq names its product mesoderm posterior bHLH transcription factor 2 (gene MESP2). Gene Ontology annotation, cellular component: nucleus. Bases 1 to 939 code for a protein of 312 amino acids. Gene Ontology annotation, biological process: regulation of transcription by RNA polymerase II; heart morphogenesis; somite rostral/caudal axis specification. NCBI's taxonomy places the organism in Eukaryota, Metazoa, Chordata, Mammalia, Carnivora, Ursidae. Gene Ontology annotation, molecular function: RNA polymerase II cis-regulatory region sequence-specific DNA binding; DNA-binding transcription factor activity, RNA polymerase II-specific. The record is from RefSeq and is a predicted model, not a curated record. The transcript is spliced from 2 exons.